AUGAAAGCUCUUAUUCUAGUUGGAGGAUUCGGAACUCGAUUGAGACCGCUUACAUUCAGCACGCCAAAACCCCUUGUUGAUUUUGGAAACAAGCCCAUGAUUUUACAUCAGAUUGAAGCACUAAAAGCUGCUGGAGUCACUGAAGUUGUAUUAGCUAUCAACCACCAACAACCAGAGGUCAUGUUGAAUUUUGUGAAAGAAUAUGAGAAGAAGCUUGAGAUGAAGAUUACCUUUUCCCAAGAAACCGAACCCCUCGGGACAGCAGGGCCUCUUGCUUUGGCUCGUGAUAAGCUUGUCGAUGAAUCAGGAAAACCCUUCUUUGUGCUAAACAGCGAUGUUAUCUGUGAAUAUCCACUGCUCGAGAUGAUCGAAUUUCACAAGAAUCAUGGUGCUGAAGCUUCAAUCAUGGUGACUAAGGUAGAUGAUCCUUCUAAGUAUGGUGUUGUGGUCAUGGAGGAGGAAGCUACAGAAGAAGCAAGAGUUGAAAGUUUUGUCGAGAAACCCAAACAUUUUGUAGGGGACAAGAUUAAUGCUGGUAUAUACCUCUUGAACCCAUCUGUGCUGGACAGGAUUGAGCUUAAACGGACUUCGGUAGAGAAAGAGAUAUUCCCUAAGAUUGCUUCGGAGAAGAAUCUUUACGCCAUGGUACUUCCCGGUUUUUGGAUGGACAUUGGUCAGCCAAAAGAUUACUUGACAGGGCAAAGAAUGUAUCUCGACUAUCUACGAAAGAAAGUGCCAGAGGAACUUUUAGUUUCAGGGGAUCACAUAAUCGGGAACGUUAUGGCGGAUGAGACCGCGGUUAUAGGAGAACGAUGCGUGAUAGGACCUGAUGUGGUGAUUGGUCCAGGAUGUGUGAUUGAAUCAGGUGUGAGAUUGUUUGGUUGCACUGUGAUGAGAGGUGCUCGGAUCAAGGAACAUGCUUGUGUAUCUGAUAGUAUCGUAGGAUGGGAUUCGACCGUUGGAAGUUGGGCUCGUGUAGCUAACAUAACGGUUCUUGGCAAGGAUGCUAAUGUCGUCGAUGCAGAGGUUUAUAGCAAUGGGGUUGUGAUCCAAGACCACAUGUCUAAAACCAGAGGUCGAUCGAUAGUCAUAUGA
Messenger RNA from Eruca vesicaria subsp. sativa (arugula), 1095 nucleotides. Lineage: Eukaryota; Viridiplantae; Streptophyta; Magnoliopsida; Brassicales; Brassicaceae. The record is from the annotation of a GenBank genome assembly.